AUGCCAAUACAAACACAAUCGUUAAAACGCGGGUUAGAAGAUCAAUGUGAUGACGCAAUAAGGAAAAAGUCUUUAAGCAGGGAAGAAGAAAGGACGUAUUAUCCAAAUGAUCGCACUACACUACCACGAGAAGAAAGUCAAGGUGAUCGCACUGCACCACCACGAGAAGAAAGUCAAGGUGAUCAUACUACACCAAUACGAGAAGGAACAUAUUUCCUAGAUACUGCCUAUACCGCAUCCGAUUUUGGAGUUAAGUAUUAUAGACUUUGUCGCUGUCAUGACGCAAGUGAAAAAAAUUCCGAAGCUGUAAAUAAUUCAUCUCAAAUAUUAAAGCACGGGUUGGAAGGUAACGAGGAUAAUAAGGGAAUGAAGGGAAAAGUCACCAGAAAUACAUGCGCGAAUGGUAACAAUAUUUUUACGAAAAAUUAUUAUGACAAUGAUCGCGUAAUAAUUGAUGAUGUAGAAGAUCUCUACUUUCAAGAUGGUGAUCCAACUAACGAUUAUAAAAUAAAAGAGAUUAAUGUAUCUCAAAUGUUUAGAAAAUAUCAAAACGAGUCAGUAAGAAUGUCUAAAAAUGGCGGUUUAUUCGUCGAAUCUAACGUCCAUGAGAUUUUUUCAUUGUCGUCGAUAUUUUUAUUGUACGAAAUUCUCAUUCAAACAAAAUGGUCAAU
Molecule: messenger RNA, 671 nt
Organism: Racocetra persica
Lineage: Eukaryota; Fungi; Glomeromycota; Glomeromycetes; Diversisporales; Gigasporaceae
Source: the annotation of a GenBank genome assembly